This is a messenger RNA of Oncorhynchus masou masou (cherry salmon), 1426 nucleotides long. Its product is annotated as barrier-to-autointegration factor-like. The transcript is spliced from 3 exons. The record is from RefSeq and is a predicted model, not a curated record. Bases 158 to 430 code for a protein of 90 amino acids. NCBI's taxonomy places the organism in Eukaryota, Metazoa, Chordata, Actinopteri, Salmoniformes, Salmonidae. Gene Ontology annotation, molecular function: DNA binding.
AAGUGAUAUUGGAAUUUGUGAAAACGUACAUUGAUCUCAUACACAACCAGUGAGGUAGCUACCGUCUUCGUGGUUGGAAACGGGUACAACCCGUAUACCUUCAGAAACAAGUGUCCUGUGUGAAGGUACUUAAGGUGUUCACUGACUGAAAGCAGGCAUGUCGUCAACAUCCCAGAAACACAAAGAGUUUGUGGCAGAACCCAUGGGGGAGAAGCCAGUCAAUGCACUUGCUGGCAUUGGAGAGGUGCUUGGCAAGAGACUGGAGGAGAAGGGCUUCGACAAGGCUUACGUGGUCCUGGGUCAGUUCCUGGUGCUGAAGAAGGAUGAGGAACUAUUCCGGGACUGGCUGAAAGACUCAUGUGGGGCCAAUGUCAAACAGCAGGGUGAUUGCUAUGGCUGUCUGCGUGAAUGGUGCGAUUCUUUCCUGUAGAGAAGGUUUUGUUUUUUUCCAUUUUAUAUAACGUUUUCCCAAACAUCUAUUUACUUCUGGUCUCACAUUAAAUUUCACUUCAUAUGGGAACACUGCACAUGAGGCAGUUGAGCAAAGUCAUACAUUGGAACACCUGGUUAUUUUAUUCGAGUCACAAUUCAGAGACCUAUGGAUGCUUAAAAAUUAGUAAGACAUACUUUGCUGCAGUCAUCCAUGGGGUUGUUUCACCCAACUGUGUAGAUCUGUAAUCCUGACCUUUUCUAUGAUUAAUAUCUUUGGCUGUACAGAAGCCUUGGAUGAGUUAAUUUGUUUUCCUGCACUUUAUAUUUAAAAUUUGUUCUGUCAAAUAACCACUUUUUAUAAUUACUAUCCCUUCAUAAAUGUAUAACUAAUGCUUGUACUUAUCUCCAACUCUGACAGUUUGCCCCUGCAUUUAGUUAAAUGAACUUGUCGCUAAAUUAAUUAAUAGCAUUUUAAACCAUUUGACACCACAUGGCUUUGACAUCUAUAAGAUGUUGCACUGUUCAUUUUACAUCUGAGUUUACAGGAAACCGUUUUAAGAUUUACAUUUGUAAUUGCCCCAUGUUAUCUUAUGUGUUUGUUUUAAGAGAUGUUGAAGCGAUGCCUUAACGUUGUAAUGCUCAAGCAACAUGUAUCUGUAAUGUACCUUGAGUUGUGGAGCAGUGCAUGCGGAUUAAGAAGCUAGCUACUACAAAUCACCUCAUUUUCUAACUUCACACAAAUGAAAGCCUGAAGUAAAACCACAGUAAGUAGCACUUUUUCAGGAAUUCAUUUAUGAGCAUACUUGUGUUGCUCUCUGUUUAAUUGUUGAAGGAUGGUUUUACUGAAACACUGGUUCAUGUUUUUGCAUAUUGACAGUGAAAGCAUGUUAGUUUUUUUCUUUUCUUUUGAAAUAAGCAACUGCAAGAUCUGGACAAUUCUGACUUUGUUUUGUUUUUUGAAGAAAAAAAAACAAUAAAAUUACAUGCACAAAUA